Messenger RNA from Ceraceosorus guamensis, 1299 nucleotides. RefSeq lists its product as hypothetical. The record is from RefSeq and is a predicted model, not a curated record. Lineage: Eukaryota; Fungi; Basidiomycota; Exobasidiomycetes; Ceraceosorales; Ceraceosoraceae. The transcript is spliced from 2 exons. Bases 1 to 1299 code for a protein of 432 amino acids.
AUGUCGCCCUCGCGCUUGGGUCGACUAGCAAACAUUGUGUGCAGUGCGCUCUUGACCUCAUCGCCGCUGCUUCUGCUGCCAACUCAAGUCACCGCUUGGCAGUUUCCCGACGAUCUCGUAUUUGGAUGGGCGACUCUCACGCACUACGAUCUGCCUGACGACUACAUCGCAUCCUGCGGCUGCGUGGGUCGAUCAACUCGCCAUCCGACCGCAGCGAUCAACAGCUUGGUGUAUGGCUCCAACGGCUCUUUUGGACCGGCCUGCGGGCUGUGCGCUGAGCUCCAACUACUGAACACGCCACUUGCACCGCUUCCUCCAGAAGGCGAUGGAUUGGAUCUCGGCAGCGAUGGGCCCUCUGUUGUGGUAAAGGUGACCGACAAGUGCCCUGGCACAGACUGGUGCGGCGCAACGAGCGACAAACCAAACAGGCUGGGCGCCUACGUGCACUGGGACUUGGCGUGGCCAAGCAAAGGCAUCGCAAGAGACUUCUUUCCAGGAGAUCACGACUAUGGCGUGUGGAAUGUUAGCUACAGGCUCGUAUCUUGCUCGCGAUGGGCCGGCUCCAACGAUCCAGCGGCUUUGGGUUCGGAUUGGGCACAAGAAUCGAGCGCCUGUUGCCCCAGCGAUCCCGAUCUGCACAGUCUCAUUUCCGCAAUCGCACCCACACCGCCGUCUGAAGCGCCAACCCCCGUGGCCACACCAUCGGCAUCAACAUCGAGCUCGAACAGCACACUCGCUCAAAGCCAGGACUUGCUCACAAAUUCUAGCUCCUUGAGCCCUACCCGGAGCUCGACCUUGACACGCAGCUCAACCUCCGCGCCGCUCAGCACCUCCUUGCAAGGACGAGCACAGCACGUUCGUGCGCACCAUGAUCAUCAUCUACAGCUGCAUGACGCUCGCCAAUACCUGCACACAGAAGGGGUGAGCGAGUGGUCGGAAGUUGCUCAGCAGCCCAAAGCAUCUCUUGUUCGUCGAGCAGCCGACGUAACACCGGAAGAAGGUCGCCGAGCGGUUUGUCCGUCCUACGACAGCGUGGCGGUAAGCGGCGAAGGUUUCGGCGUCGUGCCCAACACUUCGAAUCCGCUGAGCAACCGCAUCAAGCAUUGGAAUUCUGCUGCGCGGGAUGCCCCUUCCAUACCCUGGUGGAGCUUGAGCGCUUUGGCUGGCGCGUGGAGCCUUUGGGAUGCUCUACCUCCUCUUGCAGCCUCUGCUCAGGUGCUUCCUGAGCAAGCUCGCUACGACAUUCGACCAUUGCUGGACGAUGACCCACCACUUCUUAUGUCGACCGAUGCGGCAUAG